Anneissia japonica is the source of this 1251-nucleotide messenger RNA. RefSeq lists its product as uncharacterized. Lineage: Eukaryota; Metazoa; Echinodermata; Crinoidea; Comatulida; Comatulidae. The coding region runs from base 1 to 1251 and encodes 416 amino acids. The record is from RefSeq and is a predicted model, not a curated record. The transcript has a single exon.
AUGCUACACACUGUACCGAACACCACUAUCAGCCAAGCAAUAUGUCAGGAAGCGUCCAAAAAACUACGAAACCAUGCAAUUAGCGUAUCUUACAGUAAGCAACAGAAUCUUUGUCAUGAUAUCGACACAUCUAAGCAACAACUCUCACAGUUAGUUACCCCGUUGGAGAGUAAGAACAUUUUGGCAUUUCACGAUUUUACGUACAAGAAGGAAUUUCGAUACCGACUCAACUCUAAACUUGAGAAAAUUAAAAAUCUAGCGAAGAAUGACCAACUCCUUCACAAUAUGUGCAACAAUAGAACUAACAACCUAUUCAAUUAUUUUCCUAAAUGGAUCUUCACAUCAGCUAAGUGCGAUUUACCGACCAGUGUUGUCAAUUUAUCUAGUUAUUCUCCAACAUCAGAUGAACACUCCGUACUUGAAAAGGGCUUGUCAUUUUGCCCCACACGUCGACAACUUGACGCUGUGAACCUAUGCUCUGACAUGGAACAAUUCAUCCGACGAAUUAGGUUAAAGGAGUACUUUAAAGACCAGCCGGAGACCGCUGACUCUAACUCAAAAACCUACAAAAGUCCAACAAGCGGUAAUCAGUUCACACCACCAACCGGUAGGAACCCAUACAUUGAUAGCUUUGCUAAGGCCGCUAAGUCACAUCUAGAUAUAUUUAUUCAAAAGAAUUUAACCACUCAACAAACGGACAACCUAACCCCAAAGGAAAGGACAGCAAUGCGUAACCUCCGCCAAAAUAAGGAUAUUGUAAUCAAACAAGCUGACAAGGGUGGUGCCAUCACCUUAAUGGACAGGAGUAGGUACAUCGAUGAAGUUAACAAACAAUUAUCCGAUGAACACUUCUAUGAACAGCUACCUUCUGAUUGCUCUCAAACCUACAGAAAGGAAGCUCUAGAAAUGGUGGCUAAUUUGACAACCGACACCAAGUCAAAAGCCAAAUCAUUAAUUCCUCUUAAUCCGAGGACUGGAGUCUUAUACACAAUACCAAAGUUACACAAGUUGCCAAAACUUGUUGAAGAUAGUCUCAAUUCACCAGACCACGCCACUAACCAUUCAACAAAUCUCUCAACCAUCUACCAUCAUGCGAAGUCAUUAAGUAUCAACCCACCGGGACGGCCUAUUGUAUCAGGCAACGGCACACUCACGGAACAUAUCUCUGGAUUCGUCGACUCGAUACUUAAUCCAUUACUGCCAUUUAUACCGAGUUUUGUUCAGGAUACCACAGACUUUUUGAGAAAAUAA